UAAAGCCCACUAAUGUGCCCAUUCUGCCUUGUUCUCGCCGUCCCUUUCAUCGUAACCCUAGCGCGCGUGCUUGUCGAACGCCGUCCGUUUCGGUGGCGUCGCCUCUCUUCGCCGUCUCAGCGACGAUGCUUCGGCUUCUUCUACUCCGUCGCCCUAAUCCUUUAUGCUCCUCUUCAGUAGCUCUGGCCGAUUCACCGCCUGUACAAUUCCAGCGCGCCUUCGCCUCAGCUGGCGAUAGGCGAAGACGCCGUGGGAAACGGCCAAAACCGCCUCCGUUGGAUCGGACCCAGCUCGACCUCGUCGUCUCCCAGCUCCCUCCUCGUUUCAGCGCGUCCGAUCUCGCCGACGCCCUCUGCCGCCUCCCCGACCCUCGCCUCUGUCCCCAUCUCUUCUCCUGGGCACUCGAAAGCCACCGCCGCCGCCUCGCCGGAGAUCACGCGCCGUUCCUGGUCGCCAUCAAGCGCCUCGGAGUCGCUCGCCUCUUCUCUGAUAUGGACGCCGUCGCCUCCCUCGCUCUCGCCCUUCCUUCCCUUCCCCCAACCGAACCACACCUUAACACCCUCCUCUACUUCUAUGCCGAGGGCCGCAUGCUCUCCAAGGCCGUCCACGUCUACACGGUCAUGGGUGCCGCCGCGGAUCCCUCCUCUCGCCCCACGAGUGCCACCUACAACCUCCUCUUCACCGCCUUCCUCGGCCGCGACGGUGCGAAUUCCUACAUCCACCACAUCCACAUGGGCACCGUCCGCAUGCUCUUCCGCCAUAUGGUGGACUCCGGCAUCAACCCGGACCGCCUAGCCCUCAACGCCAUGGUCAAGGGCUACGCCCAGUCGCUGCAUCUCAACGACGCGCUCCGGGUGUUCCACCAGAUGGGCCCGGUGUACGGUUGCGAACCCGACGAGCACACCUACAGCCUGCUGGUGCACGGGCUAUGCGCGCAGGGCAGGACGCGGAACGCCCGAGAGCUGUAUGACGAAAUGCGGGGGAAAGGGAUGGGACCGAGUGCACGAGCGUGCAACUCGAUCAUCUGCGCCACGGCGAUGGCCGGCGAGGUGCGUAGCGCGGUGGAGCUGAUGUGGGAAGCUGCACUGGCAAGGAGGACGCCUGACCUGAUCACUUGCCGGACGUUGCUGGAGGAGAUGUGCCGGCGGUGGACGGUCGCGGAUGCAGUGACGCUGCUGAAAGAGAUGGAAGCAGAGAAGUUGGUGGAUGCGCGGAUGCACGGCGACCUUCUGCUAUGGAUCGAAGAAGAAUUCAUGAAUUCGGACAUUGAGAAUGAAUUGAAAUUUAGUGACCGAAGGACGGGAAAGACUGAUGAAGGAGCUGCAAAAGAUUUUGCGAUUCCGAGUUUCGAUAGGUGAAUUCGUUAGAACAGAUUAGAGUUCUUUUUAGAUUAAAUUGCCUUCCCAAAAAUCAAAUUUAUAUGGAUUAUUUAAAUAAAAUACUCCCUAAAAUUGUUUCUAA
Messenger RNA from Zingiber officinale, 1461 nucleotides. Its product is annotated as pentatricopeptide repeat-containing protein At2g27800, mitochondrial-like. The transcript has a single exon. The coding region runs from base 126 to 1358 and encodes 410 amino acids. Lineage: Eukaryota; Viridiplantae; Streptophyta; Magnoliopsida; Zingiberales; Zingiberaceae. Gene Ontology annotation, molecular function: protein binding. The record is from RefSeq and is a predicted model, not a curated record.